Molecule: messenger RNA, 2870 nt
Organism: Sorex araneus (European shrew)
Lineage: Eukaryota; Metazoa; Chordata; Mammalia; Eulipotyphla; Soricidae
Gene: MAPK8IP2
Product: mitogen-activated protein kinase 8 interacting protein 2
Exons: 12
Coding region: 118-2298 (726 amino acids)
Biological process (GO): regulation of JNK cascade
Cellular component (GO): cytoplasm
Molecular function (GO): protein binding
Source: RefSeq, a predicted model, not a curated record
UCCCUGCGGCGCGGCUGCCGCGGUGUCCGCGCGGCUCUCGGGCGUGUCGCGGGCCCGGGCGCUGUCGCAGGGCGUGUGGCCCGUCCCCCCCGCCCCCCGCAGCCGCGGCCGGAGAAGAUGGCGGACCGCGCGGAGAUGUUCUCGCUGUCCACCUUCCACUCGCUGUCCCCGCCCGGGUGCAGGCCACCCCAGGACAUAAGCCUGGAAGAAUUCGACGAUGAGGAUCUGUCAGAGAUCACGGAUGACUGUGGUCUGGGCCUCAGCUAUGACUCAGACCACUGUGAGAAGGAUAGUCUUUCCCUGGGGCGUUCGGAGCAGCCGCACCCCAUCUGCUCCUUCCAGGAUGACUUCCAAGAGUUUGAGAUGAUCGAUGACAAUGAAGAGGAGGAGGAAGAGGAGGAGGAGGAGGAUGAGGAGGAGGAUGAGGAGGAGGGAUGCGUGGAGGGCAAGGAGGGAGGCCGAGGCGGCCCAGGGGAGCCCCUGAUCCCCUCCCCCACCUUGGAGGAAACCCCUAAGCACCGGCCCACCACGCUCCACCUGACUAAGUUGGGAGCCCAGGACUCUCUCAACAACAACAACGGAGGCUUUGCCCCUGGACCCCCGCGCGCCUGGCAGGAGACCGAGCUGAGCGCGCCCGCCCGGGAGCCGCUCCGAGAGCCGCCCGCCCCGCGCGCGCCCCCCAGGGACAGCCCCUCGCCCGUGAGCGCCGCGGGAGCCCCGGGCGCAGACGGGGCGUCGCCGUCGUCGGACCCGGGCAUCGAGGCGGACCUGGGCAGCGGCGGCGGGCGGCGCGGCAGCGCGGAGCUGUGGUCGCCGGGCUCGGGCCGCCUCAUCUCGUGCAUCUCCGAGGCCGAGCUGGAGCUGAGCAGCGACGGCGGCAGCAGCAGCAGCGGCCGCUCCUCGCACCUCACCAACUCCAUCGAGGAGGCGUCGUCGCCCGCGUCCGAGCCCGAGCGCGCGCCGCGCCGCCCCGCCUUCCUGCCCGUGCGCGCCGACGACACCAACAGCGAGUACGAGUCGGGCUCCGAGUCGGAGGCGGACGUGAGCGAGGAGGCCGACUCGCCCUGGCUGCUCAGCAACCUCGUGAGCCGCAUGCUGUCCGAGGGCGCGGCGCCCAUCCGCUGCCCCGGCCAGUGCCUGUCCCCCGCCGGCCGCGCCGAGCCGCCCGCCGCGCCCUGCCUCGUCCUCAGCAACCCCACGCGCGACACCAUCACGCCGCUGCGCGCCCGCGCCUGCUCGGCCGCCUGCUCGGAGGAGGAGGACGACGACGACGAGGCCGAGGCCCGGGGCCAGGUCGGGGCUGGGCGCGCGCACCCCACCGCGGCCCUGGACGCGUCGCUGGUGUACGACGCGGUCAAGUACACGCUGGUGGUGGACGAGCACACGCAGCUGGAGCUGGUGAGCCUGCGGCGCUGCGCCGGCCUAGGCGAGGACAGCCAGGACAGCAGCGGGGAGGCCAGCGAGGAGGAGUCGGGCGCUGCCCUGCUGGACGCCGGCCAGGAUCCCGGGGACGAGUCCCCUGACAGCCCCGACCUCACCUUCUCCAAGAAGUUCCUCAAUGUCUUUGUCAACAGCACCUCGCGUUCCUCCAGCACAGAGUCCUUCGGCCUCUUUUCCUGCCUUGUGAAUGGCGAGGAGCGGGAACAGACCCACAGGGCUGUCUUCAGGUUCAUUCCCCGCCACCCUGAUGAGCUGGAGCUGGACGUGGAUGACCCGGUGCUGGUGGAGGCUGAGGAGGAUGACUUCUGGUUCCGGGGCUUCAACAUGCGCACCGGAGAGCGUGGCGUCUUCCCUGCCUUCUACGCCCAUGCUGUGCCGGGCACUGCCAAGGACCUGCUGGGGAGCAAGCGCGGCCCAUGUUGGGUGGAUCGCUUUGAUGUGCAGUUCCUGGGUUCUGUGGAGGUACCCUGUCACCAGGGCAACGGGAUCCUGUGUGCGGCCAUGCAGAAGAUUGCCACGGCUCGCAAGUUGACCGUCCACCUGCGCCCACCUGCCUCCUGUGACCUGGAGAUUUCCCUUCGGGGCGUCAAGCUGAGUCUGAGCGGAGGGCCUGAGUUCCAGCGCUGCAGCCAUUUCUUCCAGAUGAAGAACAUUUCCUUCUGCGGCUGCCAUCCCCGUAACAGCUGCUACUUUGGCUUCAUCACCAAGCACCCGCUGCUGAGCCGCUUCGCCUGCCAUGUCUUUGUCUCCCAGGAGUCCAUGAGGGCCGUGGCCCAGAGUGUGGGCCGUGCCUUCCUGGAAUACUACCAGGAGCACCUGGAGUACGCCUGCCCCACAGAGGACAUCUACCUGGAGUAGCCGCUCCGCCCUCCCACUCCAGGUGCAGCUGGGGCUGGGGGUCUCAAGAGCCCAUGGUGGCUUCAGCAAGGACUGGACUGGGGGCCUUCGGGGCCUGGGCUGUGCUGGAGGCUCCUCCGUGCUCGCCCGCCUCUCUGCUCCCCUGCCUCGUCUCCCCAUCUGCCCUGCCCUCUCUGUGCCUGCACACUCUUCCCUCCGCUCUUUACUUUGGGGUCAGAACUGGGGGGCGAGGGGAGGGGAAGCGGCAGGGAGCAGCAACGUAGGCCCCCAGGUGGCCCCUCCUGCCCUCCCCGUGAUUUAUAAAGGAAUUUUAAUUUUUAUAGUGAAUCUCCAGGGAUUAUGGCCUCCUUAACCAUGGGGACAGAGGAAGGGACCCCCUUAAUGCCCCAGGUGGAGCUCAGGGGAGCAGCGAGGGGUCCCCAAGGGCUCUGGGAAGACAGUGGUUCUGAGGCUCACUUAAGCACCCAGGCCUGCCAUGAGGAGGGACCCCGCCCUGGCCACACCAGCGCCCGCUUUGCCUCUGCAAUGCUCCCCGCAGACCAGCGCCUCAAUAAACUCUCUGCUUGGUGUGA